This is a messenger RNA of Paramecium sonneborni, 1006 nucleotides long. The record is from the annotation of a GenBank genome assembly. Lineage: Eukaryota; Ciliophora; Oligohymenophorea; Peniculida; Parameciidae.
AAUGGGUAAUUGCGAAUCUGAGUAACCGAUUGAAAAUUAAUAGCCUAUAUAAAUAGACAUACAAUAAAGUAAUCAUAAAAGGAUUUUUAAUCACAAGGCAUUAGAAUAAGAAGAAUUUACAUCUAAUAAAGGUCAAGCACCAUAAGAUGUAAAUGGAGAAAUUGAAGAUGUAAUAUAUAGUAAAAAAAAUAAAAGGAGUUAGAAAAAUUGGAUCCAUAACCUGCAACAAUUAAUCUACCUCCAUUUAAUUUUGGAGAGAAAAAACAUCUUACAGCAGAAAGUAGGCCAGCUUUUAGAUUAGUUGAUGGAUCAACGUAUGUUGGAGAAUGGGUUGGAGAUUAAAUGACAGGAAAUGGUGUAUUGGAAGGAAAAAAUGGUAAAUAUGAAGGAUAAUUUGAAAAUGGAAUGAAAUAGGGAAGAGGUAGAUUUACAUUUCCAAAUGGAGAAGUUUAUGAAGGUGAAUGGAAAGAUGAUUAAGAGGAUGGAAUAGGAACAUAUUAUUAUUCUUAAGGUACUGUUUAUCAUGGGUAAUGGGUUUAAAACUAAAAACAUGGAUAAGGUAGAGAAGUAUUUCCCAACGGAUCUAAUUUUUAAGGAACAUUUGAAAAUGGUAUUAAAAAUGGUCAUGGCAUAUUUAUAUGGAAAGAUGGUACUAAAUAUGAGGGUAGAUUUGUUGAUAAUAAAAUAUGUGGUUAAGGUAGAAUGGAAUAUCCUAAUGGAAGAAUUUAUGAAGGAGAGUUCUUUAAUGGUAAAAUGCAUGGGAAGGGAAAAUUUAGUGUAAAUAUUGAUGAUUUAUCUAAUAAAGUGGCCUGAUGGUAGAGUUUAUGAUGGAGAGUAUUAAAAUGAUAAAAAACAUGGUAUUGGUAUCUUAAUUGGAUAAAAUUAUAGAUAUGAAGGACAAUGGUAAGAAGGUAAAAUGGAAGGUUAAGGAACAUUGACAAAAGAUGGAGAAAUUAAAGUUGGUCUUUGGCAUGAUAAUAAAUUUAUUGGUGAAAAUCAUCAUUGA